This is a messenger RNA of Eutrema salsugineum, 1197 nucleotides long. RefSeq lists its product as uncharacterized. Lineage: Eukaryota; Viridiplantae; Streptophyta; Magnoliopsida; Brassicales; Brassicaceae. The transcript has 2 exons. The record is from RefSeq and is a predicted model, not a curated record. The coding region runs from base 1 to 1197 and encodes 398 amino acids.
AUGACCGCGUUCAGCAUUCAAAUGGGCCGAGCACGAUUCACUCCCGAGGAGAAAAAUGCAGGAUUUUGCCAACUGUUCGUCGAAAAUCUCAGCGGUGCGGCCCUCGUCUGGUUUCCCAGUGCCGACCUCUAUCAGAUCAAACAAGGCGAAAAAGAAUCCCUUCGGUCUUUCAUCGGUAGGUUCAACACGAUCGUCUCUCGGAUCACCGUAAUAGACGAAGCAUCGCUGCCAGCUCUUCGGAAUGCCCUGCGAAUCGAUUCGAAGUUUCGGGACAGCCUCAAGUUCAGCAAACCCCGAACUCUCGAAGACGCGCUUCACCGUGCCACCUUAUACAUCGAGGACGAGGAAGAAAAAGAGAUUGUGUCACCAGCAAAAGCUGCGCCGAAGCAGCAAUCCCACAAAGAAAUCCCCAAACAAGAUUAUCAGGAACCUCGACAACACCUCGACAAUAACUAUCGAGGUGACAAUCGCCGAGGAGCGACGUAUAACAUCAGCACUCCACAACAACAAAAUCGCCAAUAUCAAAACCAAUCGAACACCUGGCAACGAGGAGAUCGCGGGGAGACACGACCUUUCUGCGACUAUCAUAACAAGUAUGGUCACCCAACCGCGAUGUGUCGUGAGCUACAGGCCUAUUUGCUCGCCAAAUAUCGAAAGGGGGAGAUCGCGUUAGCAAACCAGCCCCAAAACACCGCGCCGCGAAAUAACGAAGCUCGACCAACGGCUCCCACCGAUCAACUUCCACCCCCUCCCCCAACGAACGAGCGAUCCAACGACGAUCCUGCAAAGAGAGACCGAGGUAAUCAACCUCGGGACGAUACUCCUCCGACAUCUCGAAAAAAGGUGUUCUUUAUUAUGGGAGGCCUGGCGACAUGCAACGACUCCGUUAGAUCGAUUAAAAAAUACGGACGCCAAGUCAUGCUUGCCCAGAAAUGGCAGGUCAAAAACCCCAAAACUGCAGAAAGUGAUGCGAUCACGUUCACCGAAGCCGACACGGAAGGAGUCGACAUGCCACACAACGAUCCUCUUGUGGUCGAGCUGCGGAUCGCAGAUUGCAAAGUAUCUCGGAUACUGGUCGAUACAGGGAGCUCAGUAGACCGGAUUUUCAAAGAAACACUCGACAAAAUGGAAUUGGCGAACCAUCACCUCAAGUCCUCGGUUAAGCCACUUACAGGAUUCGACGGAGAUACGGUUUAA